Ceraceosorus guamensis is the source of this 3235-nucleotide messenger RNA. RefSeq lists its product as hypothetical. Gene Ontology annotation, biological process: DNA-templated transcription; regulation of DNA-templated transcription. Bases 218 to 3094 code for a protein of 958 amino acids. NCBI's taxonomy places the organism in Eukaryota, Fungi, Basidiomycota, Exobasidiomycetes, Ceraceosorales, Ceraceosoraceae. Gene Ontology annotation, molecular function: zinc ion binding; DNA-binding transcription factor activity, RNA polymerase II-specific; DNA binding. The record is from RefSeq and is a predicted model, not a curated record. The transcript is spliced from 4 exons.
CCCAUCAUCCCCAUGGCCUAUGCAACUGCAGACUCGGAUCAGCAGCACAGCUGCACAGCGAAGAUCGACACUCGUCUCGUCGGACUCGACUUUUGGCCCUCAAGUGCGGCGGCUUUUGCGUUUGGGCUGACCGAUCGGACACCGGGGCCAAUCGUUGUGACUGGUUGCACGCUGCUAGGGUCGACAGCAUAUACGGAUCUCUGUUGCGCAUUGCGGCAUGGGUCUCAAGCGGCAAUUCGAUGGUGCACAUAGGGCAAGCGAGGAGAAGAGAGCGGCGGCACCUUCGGACCAGAAUCCGAGCGCGAACCCCAACCCGAACGCAAAGUCGACACCUUUGAAGAGGGCUACGGCGGAUGGAACAUUGAGCUGCGCAGAGUGUAGAAGGUUAAAGUUCAAGUGCGAUAGGCGGUGGCCUUGCAGCAAGUGCAGAGAGAGGAAUUGCGCUCACCUUUGUCCCGACAACACCCUCGAGACACGCAAAGUGAAGACUUCUUCUGCCAAGACUGAUGACGCUCUCUUGCAACGGAUUGCGUUGCUGGAGAAGACGGUCGAGCGCUUUGUCGGCGGGACAGGCGAUGCUCGGCCUGCGGCAUACGGGGGCGACAGUCAAGAUGCGCGACAAUCGACCACGCUUGCCUCCCACGCGUCGGCUCGUCCACCUUUGACUGGGUCAUAUAGUGCUGAUGAGGAGCGUAUGCAGCAUGCUGCUCUACACUCGCUUGCUGAUGCGGCCAUCCAACCCAGAGAGAGCGCCGAAAGCUCCUACACCACCUCGAACAUUAGCCCAAAUCGAGGGAUACCCAUCUCAUACCAGUCUGCUGGACCAGAGGCUCUGGAUAGCCGCGGUCGUGGAACGCUUGCUCUAUCGAGGGACGGCAGGACAUAUUAUGUCGGUCCCAACGCUCAGAGCAUGUACUUCGCCCGCGACACUCAAAGACAAGAAGAAUCCGACGUGCAUACUCGACCUGGCAGUCCUGUGCCGCCAGUCGGUAAUGCGCUCGGAGCACGGGGCGAGCCCGUGGCGAGUCCGUACGAAAAUGAUCCAGGCUCGACGAUGAUUGGAACUUGGACGACACCUGGCAUUUGUUCGCCUCACUCUUCCUCUGCCAUCAUUGCACAUCUACGGCCAAAAUUGCCCAGCCGCGAGCAAGCCAAACAUCUGACGGACCUCUACUUUAUCAACAUGAUCAUGUGGGAGCCCAUCAGUCGUCAAGAGUACGACCAGAGCAUUUUCGACUUGUUCUACGCCAAUACAAGCGUUUCUUGCGCGCUGGAGGGGAACGUAGAAGUUGAUCGAACUGAUCAAUCAGCUCUUCAUCCUCAUCGUCUUGCCAUUCUCUUUGUUGUGUUAUCCAUAGGAACCAUCUUCGAUGUGCGGUCUGCUGCCGAGCCCGAAGCCAGUCGAGAGUACUACAGCUACAGCUGGGCAGCCCUCUCCCUAUCCAAUGUUACCGAGGCUCCUUCUCUCGAGGCGCUCAUCGCGCUGCACCUCAUCGGUUUCUACCUCAAUUCCAGGAGAGGUGGACGAUACGUCGAGAGCUAUUGGGGCAUCAGCGGCCUGGCCAUGAGACUCGCUAUAGCCAUGGGUCUUCACCGCGAUCCCGGUACUUGGAAUCUGCCACAACCGCUCACCCAACGCAGACGCAGAGUAUUUUGGGAGCUGUGGUCUUUGGAUUGCUUCAGAGCUAUCGCCUUUUGUCGACCUCCUGCCCUCUUUGCUCACCAUAUGGACGUGGAAGCGCCGCAGCAGUGGAAUAUGGAUGAUCCCUUUAUCACGGCAAAUGGUGUCUUUCACGCCAUGAAGUGCAAAAUCAACAUCAUCAAUAGCGGCAUGCUGGAUCAAUGCUUGUGUUCCAAUAAAGCAGAGUACAGCGAUAUUCUCAACUACGACGCACAAUUUCGUGCGUGGCUGAAUUCGACGCCGCCACAAAUGCAGCCCACGGUAGUGAGACCCAAUGGCCCCAGUCGUGAAGACGAAGCAGCAUUUCUAGCAAAGGCUGAGCGCGACAAUGCCAGGAGAGAGGCCGAGUUGUCCAGCUCUCGGCCUGCUACGAUCGAGGCGAUGCGCAACGACUUGCAAGCACACGUCCACGUCUUCAACUGCCACCAGUCACUCCUGCUGCUGCACCGGGCUUGGUUCGCAAGGGAGCUGCACCGCCUAGAUCGAACGCAAGACGACAGCGCAUACGCUUCAAAGGUACGACAAUCCGACUCGGAUCCCCUCACCUCUCCCUGUGCCAAGUCCAUCACCACCGUGCUCGACGCAGGGGCCAGCAUCAUCGAGCUUGUUCGAUCGGCAUUUGUGCAGCAUACCUAUGCUGUCUUGCGACAGUACUACAUGUGGGUCGCAGCGUUCUCCGCAGCAGCGGUGCAGAGCUUGUGGGUGGUGCGCUGUCCUGGGCAUCCUUUGUCUAAAGCGGCGCUUUUGAGCCUCGAGCACGCAACCAAUCUCUUCACUGCGGGAGCUCGACUGCACGAAACGCUGUCGAAUCCCUUGAACACGCUGCGUCGACUACUGCGCAAGGCUGAUCUGGCCAUUGCUGUGGCUACUGGUAGCAUAGCCCUGCGCAAAGGAUCGCUGCGUGCAGUUCAAGAUGGCCAAGAGGAGGAUGGCGAUAGUGGUCAUCGCACGCGAGGAACAAGCUCCAGUGAUGGGGAAGAUGGUGGUGAGCUCGACCUCGUCGGAGAAGAGACUAGACUGCUGUCCGACCGUCGAAUCUCGGGUUCGAGGGCCGAUUAUAGGCAGCAACCUGGACUUCGAACGGGCGCAAGGCGCUUGCCGACUAGCAAGACGGAAGACGACAGCAGCCGUAACGCUGGUAGAGGCUCCCUGCACGAGCUGGUUCCCACAACGCCCAAAGGCGAUCCUCGCUCAGCGGUAGACACCAGCCAAGGUCUAGCGACCCUCGCUUAUCCGCUCGAAUCGUUGCACUCUUCUGCUCAAGAUCCCAACUCUGGCGCUUCGUAUGCGCCCAUUGAUUUUGACGCGGAGAGCUUCGCGGGUCUGGACGAUGCUGGCCAGUUGCUGAACCUCCUUUCACGCGGCUUGCCUUGGGACGGCUGGGACUUUCCCCAGAUUGGUGCGCAAUUUUGAGCCUUGAUUCGCUGCAAGACCCAAGCGCGAAUGCAAAAGUAGUGUCAUACCCAAUGUAGCGCCACGUAAGCACGACUCUAUAAUCGGCCUCCUGACCAUCAACGAUGUUGUACUUUUUGUCGUCUGACGCAAUUGAGCGAC